This is a messenger RNA of Debaryomyces fabryi, 2196 nucleotides long. It is a transcript of the gene SET2, whose product is annotated as histone methyltransferase. Gene Ontology annotation, cellular component: chromosome; chromatin; nucleus. The record is from RefSeq and is a predicted model, not a curated record. Gene Ontology annotation, biological process: regulation of DNA-templated transcription. NCBI's taxonomy places the organism in Eukaryota, Fungi, Ascomycota, Pichiomycetes, Serinales, Debaryomycetaceae. The transcript has a single exon. Gene Ontology annotation, molecular function: histone H3K36 methyltransferase activity; protein binding. Bases 1 to 2196 code for a protein of 731 amino acids.
AUGUCAGAUAUGGAAGAAUUGGAAGUCAAAACCAAGCAGCAUACUCCUCAACUAUUUUUAGAAUCUGAAGACAAGACGGAUGAGGCUAGAGGUACAUUUAGUGAACUUCAAGAAUGUACAUACUCUUCUAAGAUCAUUGGGUCCUCCGGACAACAUGAACAUAUGACCUGUGAUUGUUAUGAAAAUUGGAAUUCAGAGACACAGCAAAAUAUGGCGUGUGGCGAAGAUUCAGAUUGUAUCAAUAGGGUGACUUCAGUCGAAUGUAGUAAUAAAUUCUGUACUUGUGGAAAUGACUGUCAAAAUCAAAGAUUUCAGAAAAAACAAUAUGCUAAUGUAACCGUAAUUCAGACGGAAUUAAAAGGAUACGGUUUGAGGGCCAACGAAAAUAUUUCAGAAUCAAGCUUCAUCUACGAAUAUAUAGGUGAGGUGAUUGACGAAGAAAGCUUCAGGAAAAGAAUGGUUGAUUAUGAUACUAUGAAGUUGAAGCAUUUUUAUUUUAUGAUGUUAAAAAAAGAUUCAUUUAUUGAUGCAACUAUGAAAGGUUCAUUAGCUCGGUUUUGUAACCAUUCAUGUAACCCAAAUGCAUAUGUUGAUAAAUGGGUUGUUGGUGAUAAGUUGAGAAUGGGUAUAUUUUCCAAGAGAAAUAUUCAAAAAGGAGAAGAAAUAACCUUCGAUUAUAAUGUUGAUAGAUAUGGUGCACAAUCUCAACCAUGCUAUUGUGGUGAACCAAAUUGUAUUAAGUGGAUGGGUGGAAAAACUCAAACUGAUGCUGCGUUAUUAUUACCGGAUGGAAUUUCUGAGGCAUUAGGUGUUACUCAUAAACAGGAAAGACAAUGGUUGAAGGAAAAUAAGCAUCUUAGGUCCAAACAACAGAGCGAUGAAUCAAUUAUUAACGAAGCAUUCGUUAAAUCAAUAGAGGUUUCGGCCUUAACUGAGGGUGAUGUUUCGAAGGUAAUGGGUGCUUUGAUGAGAGUCCAGGAUUUAAAUAUAACUCAAAAAUUAAUACAGAGGAUAUAUUUGACAAACGAUGAUAAUAUAAACUCUUCUAUUAUAAGAGUUCAUGGUUAUAAGACUUUAUCACAAACCAUCAAAGCAUUCAAGGAUGAAGAUAAUGAACUUAUAAGUAAGAUUUUAAUUAUCUUAGCUAAAUGGCCGAAAGUGACUCGUAAUAAAAUUUCAUCUUCCCAGAUUGAGGACGUUGUUAAAGAUAUAAAUGCUAAUAGUAAUGACGACAACUUGAAAAAGUUGUCAUCAGAUCUACUUGCUGAAUGGGGCAAGUUACAAAUGGCGUAUAGAAUUCCCAAGAAUGUUGGAAACGAUAAAGGGUCCAACUCGCCUGCAUUGUACGGUAGAAAUGCAAGAUCAAGAUCUAGAUCUAGAUCACCAGAUAGAGGAAAAUCCUCUGAACCGCAGCAUGUGGAAACUGACGAGACAUUACCAGAUGGUUGGCAAACUGCAUUUGACCCUAAUACUCAAACCAAUUAUUAUUAUCAUGCUGAGCUAGGACUUUCUAAAUGGGAAAGGCCAACUAAGGAAGUUCCAAAGGGCCCGAAGGGCCCAAAACCUAUUCUUUACAAUGAGCCAGCGAAAAGACCAAUUCUGGGAAGCAAUGGAAGGAAUUACAAUGAGGAGGAACUUGCAAGGAGAGAAGAAGAAAGGUUGAAAAAAGAAAAGGAGGAACAAUUCAGAGAAAUUCAACAAAAAGAAAGACUUUUGCAGGAAUUGAUUCUUCAAUCCCAGAAGGAGCUAGAGGAGAAAAAAUCGCUCGAAGAGAAGACAAAACUAGAGAAACUUGAGAAAGAAAAAGAAAGACAAGCCCUUAAACGUAAGAAGCUCAAAAAAUCUAAGUCAUCUAUACCUCCAGCGCCACCAGUACCAAUUGAAACGCAAUGGACUAAAACUUUUGCUAAACAUGUUCCUAACUUCCUUAAAAAAUAUGAAGCAGAGAUUGGUAGGGAUAAUAUCAAAGGAUGUGCGAAGGAGUUAGUAAAAACGUUGGUAGCUAAAGAAAUGAAAAAGCAUUCAGAUACUAAACCUCCUAAAGAGUUAGAUAAUGCAAAAUUAAAAAAAAUUAAAGAAUACUCGAAGAUGUUCAUGGAAAAGUUUUUAAUUAAAUAUAGAUCCAAGCAUGAUAAGAAGAGAAAUCACGAUGAAGAAAAUGGAGGAACUAAGAGGGUAAAAGCAGAUGUCGAGUAG